CUAACAUCUUCUGGACCAAUUAACGUACCAACAGUGAUUUGGCCAAGGUGGUGAUCCAAUUCCAUGGAAAAGCAGCAAGAAAGGAGCAACGUUGGAGAGAAAGAAGGCGGUCUACCAAGCAGGAACAGUGGCCAAACUGGUCUCGAGCCUAAGGAGCAUAUGAUUGACAUUACUGAAAUCAGUCCUCGGGUGAAAAAUUGGAUUGGGGGUCUCAGAAAAACAGAAGAAAGGACUGAAUCUCAAACUCAAUGGCCAAGGACACCAAAGGUUCCUCAGAUGCUGAGGGGGACCCAGGAUUUCAAGAAAUUCUACGAACCGAGGGUAAUUUCAAUCGGUCCUUACCACAAUGGCAAGCCCCACCUUCACCCAGGGGAAAUGAUCAAGCCUCUAUGUGCACGAAACUUCCUGGAUGAUAGUAAGCAGGACAUCGAAGCUUUGUACACAAAAAUUCGAAGUAAUAUCGAGACAGUGAGGAAGUGCUAUGAUUGGAGUAGUACAAGCGAGUAUGAUGAUGAGGCACUCGCCUGGAUGAUGCUUCUGGAUGGGUGUUUUUUACUACAAUUCAUCCGCCGGAAAGGUAAGAUAAACUUUCUUAGAAAUCACCAAAUAAUUUUUGUGCUGCAGGACUUGUUCUUGCUGGAGAACCAACUUCCCUAUGGAGUCCUCAAGUUGAUUUUUGAGGAAGCAAAAUUCAAUGAUGAUUCACUCAUGAAAAAGAAGAUAAAAGAAUUCGUCACUAAAACCGGAAGGCCAGAAGCGUCGGACGAAGAGUUGGACGAAGAGCCCCCUCAUCUCCUCCACCUUUUGCGAAGUUCUCUCCUAGGCAGGGAUAAAAAGAUUAGGGGGAGUCAGCCCGAACAAGAACAGCAACCUGAGAAAGAAGGAAAGUCGUCGUCGUCUCAAGGAGGAGAUGGGGGUUCCGUUGCCCAUGGAAAAAAUGCAAACAACGAGCCAUUUGGCUGUACUCUUUUCGAAGCAUCAAGGAUCUUAAAGCCUCCGGGAUCCAUCUCAAACCGAGUAGAACGAGUGUGUUGACAGACGUUUCUUUCAAAUCCUA
Vitis riparia (riverbank grape) is the source of this 1057-nucleotide messenger RNA. RefSeq names its product UPF0481 protein At3g47200-like. The record is from RefSeq and is a predicted model, not a curated record. The transcript has a single exon. Lineage: Eukaryota; Viridiplantae; Streptophyta; Magnoliopsida; Vitales; Vitaceae. Bases 64 to 1035 code for a protein of 323 amino acids.